CAGCGCUCACUCACCGCCUCGCGCGUUGGUAGGGCACACCUCUACCACGCCGCGAGCGGCAUGCACGCGAUCGUGAUGGAGGCCGCCGGUGGCGGCGAGCUCUUUUCGCGCGUGCUGGCGGGGCUGACGGAGGCCGAGGCUCGGCCCAUCUUUGGGCAUAUGGCCGCGGGCGUCCUGGAGAUGCACACCCGUGGGGUGGCGCACCGUGACCUCAAGCUCGAGAAUGCGGUCUUCGACGCGGACGGCGCGCUGCGCUGGAUCGACUUUGGGCUGGCAAAGGUCUUUGAUGCGGCCCUCAGCGAGACCGAGCGGAGCCCGAGCGCGGCCGCGCGCCAACCCGCUGCCGGGGGGCUCUUCAGCGCAUGCGGCUCCGACUCCUACCUCGCCCCCGAGGUGUACGCGCUGCGCAAGAGCAACACCUCUGGCUCUGCGAGCAGCCUGGUGCCGGGCUACGAUGGAUACGCUGCGGAUAUGUGGUCGCUCGGGAUCUGCCUGUUUGCGAUGGUGGCGGGCAUAUUUCCCUUC
Molecule: messenger RNA, 525 nt
Organism: Emiliania huxleyi CCMP1516
Lineage: Eukaryota; Haptophyta; Isochrysidales; Noelaerhabdaceae
Exons: 2
Biological process (GO): protein phosphorylation; intracellular signal transduction
Molecular function (GO): ATP binding; protein serine/threonine kinase activity
Source: RefSeq, a predicted model, not a curated record